Molecule: messenger RNA, 2972 nt
Organism: Phacochoerus africanus (Common warthog)
Lineage: Eukaryota; Metazoa; Chordata; Mammalia; Artiodactyla; Suidae
Gene: RGS13
Product: regulator of G protein signaling 13
Exons: 8
Coding region: 572-1099 (175 amino acids)
Source: RefSeq, a predicted model, not a curated record
GCCAGCCUGCUAUUGGAGGUAAUUACAGAGACAGUAAAGUUCUUUUACGCCAGGAAAAAAAAAAAUGCUGGAUGUCUCAGAAAAUUUCGGAACCUGAUUUCAAAAGGAUCACACUGGGAGGAAAUAAAAUUUAGCAUGGUGGACCCCUCUAUAGCAUACACUUGUCAACGGAAUUUUUCCACAUCUCAUACCACCAACAUGAGAAAAAAAUGAUUAUCGUUGAUGGGACGCUUGAAUUUACUCCUUUUGGAAUCACCAAAAGUAUUUCCUAAGAGUCCACGACUAUAAACAGGAAAGCAUUUCACCCUGCCGCUCUGCCUUAGUUUAUCAGGCCGUAGAUGUGGAUGCAGCGCUGCGUGAUAGACACUGUUGCACGCAGGACUGCAGAGACUUCUUUUUAAACCACGAGUGAUUUGGGACGUCCUCUGCCCUCGCACUCCGAAUGAUACUUUCUUCACGUUGUCAGAGGACAUUCCACAGACUACCUUUUCUCAGGGUAGAGGGCAAAGUUAAAAAUCCUCUAUGACCUACAUUGCUGGCCAAAGCCUGGAGCUAACCAAACUCCACCUGAAUGCUCAAGUCCAAGGUAAACCCUCCAGAACGGGGACAGCCAGAAAAAAUGAACAGGCGGAAUUGUUGGAUUUGUAAGAUGUGCAGAGCUGUAUCUAAGAGGCCCCCUUCCAACCUUACCUUGGAGGAAGUACUGCAGUGGGCCCAGUCUUUUGAAAAGUUGAUGGCUACAAAAUAUGGCCCAGUAGUCUAUGCAGCAUACUUAAAAAUGGAGCACAGCGAUGAGAAUAUUAAAUUCUGGAUGGCAUGUGAAACCUACAAGAAGAUCGCCUCGCGCUGGAGCAGGACGUCUAGGGCAAAGAAGCUGUAUAAGAUUUACAUCCAGCCGGAGUCCCCUAGAGAGAUUAACAUCGACAGCUCAACAAGGGAAACCAUCAUCAAGAAUAUUCGAGAACCCACUCCCACAUGUUUUGAGGAGGCCCAAAAAAUAGUGUAUAUGCACAUGGAAAGGGAUUCCUAUCCCAGGUUUCUGAAGUCAGAAAUGUACCAGAAACUUCUGAAGACUAUUCAGCCCAACCACAAUUCUUGACGACCACUCACUAGUUUGAACUGAAGAUGGUAUAUUGAAAGUACUGACCUUGUCCUUUUAAUAUUUAAAACCCCCCAUCAAAUCAGACAUAGAGUAGGAAUGGAAUAGAAGAAAUCAAACUACAAAGUGAUUUCUAGUUCUCAAAGAGAAACAGAUCCCCAAAGGGGUGGCCCUAGAAUUCUUACCACAUAAAUAACUCAGUGAUGGCAGACCUACAUAGCUCGCUUAGUAUAUAAGGAAAAGCAUCGCCCUUCAUGACAGCAAUAUUACGAAGCGUUUACUGGAGAAAUCAACUAAUGGAUAUUUUCUUACUAAUGAAAUUUUGCUGUCCUAAUGCCUAGAUCAGUUCUUUAAAAAUUGUUGCUGUAUGAGCUGUAUCUCUAGCGCAAAUGUCUUCUUUAGACUGCUCGUAAAAACUUUAAUGAGUAGACAAACUUGGCACUCAAAGUACAAUCAAUUGAAUUAUAUCUUGAACAACAUUAAAAGCUGUGCUCUUGGAGGAUAUCUUACCUGUAAAAUUUUCCUACUAUUAUGUUCACACCUGAAGUUCUAUACUGCAUAUAUCUACUACGCAGGAAAAACUCUGAAUGAGUCUCAGCUAUUCACGUGUAUGAAUUUCUUCAUUUAUUUCUAUACCUAUAUUGCUAGAGGAUAGAAAAUUUGGUUCCUACAUUGUAAGAUUUUUUUUUCUUACAAUAUGAGUCCACCAUGGCCCAAAUAAUCAAUAAAUCCAAAUAUAAACCAAAACCUUUAUACAUAGGCGAUUUUUUCAAAGACAUGAUAAAGUUAUUUUUCUAGUAACGUUUUUUAACUGUCCUUUCAUAGAAGCUUCUUAGAAUUGGUUAGAAGAUUCCAGAGAAAAGAACUCCCAUCUGUUUGUUUCAUUUGUUUUGUUUGGCACAUUGCACAAGAUAAAUGUUCCACUGGAAUGGAUGGUCUAUGCUUGACAAAGAAUAAGAUACCUAAAAUAUUUAAUAUUAAUUUUUCCAAAGAAUUAGCUGUAAGAAAUUUUUGUUCAAGAUUUUUAGUUUUCCUAUGAAGACUGUUUCUCAGGCCUCAAAUUUGACUGAAACAGCAUGACUAUUUCUAUUUUAUAGAAAGCUAAGCUGUAUCACAUGAAAAUAAAUAUUAACUGGAAUUGUUCUCAUUAAACACAGAUUUAUUGUCAACAGUAUUAACAGUUAUGGAUUCAUUUCUGAGAAAGGGAAUUGGCUGUGCAAGAGAGUAUUUUUUGUUAAGAAGCAUAUAGUUGAGAAGUUCCCAUCGUGGCACAGUGAAAACGAAUCUGUCUAGGAACCAUGAGGUUGCAGGUUCGAUCCCUGGCCUUGCUCAGUGGGUUAAGGAUCUGAUAUUGCUGUGAGCUGUGGUGUAGGUUGUAGAUUCAGCUCAGUUCCCAAGUUGCUGUGGCUGUGGCACAGGUCAGAAGCUACAGCUCCAACUAGACCCCUAGCCUGGGAAUCCCCACAUGCUGUGAGUACAACCCUAAAAAAAAAAAAGAAGCAGCAUAUAGUUGAUUACUUGGAAUUCUAGUUACUUGCCCCAGGUGUUGUACCACAGUAGUCCAAUUUAAUCUAAUCUACUGAAUUUAAUUUAUUUCUUUUCAAAAUACCAAUAUAAGGAUAGCGGUAUAAGGAAAUUUGAUAAUGAUCCCCAGGCACAAUAAGCCAGAAGAAAAAAACAACAACUGCUUCUUCAUGUUUCAAAUAGCCUCCUUAUCUCAGUCCAUCAGCAAAUGCGAAUAUUUCAGCAACUCAAAAAGGUCAUUCCUGCACAGUGUUGAUGCACCUUGUUUCAACUCUCCUUGAGCUCUUCUCGCUCAAACUGUACUAAGUCCGCCAAACACUGAUGUAACUAAUAAACAGAAUAAUCAGCA